This is a messenger RNA of Octopus bimaculoides (California two-spot octopus), 1905 nucleotides long. RefSeq lists its product as uncharacterized. NCBI's taxonomy places the organism in Eukaryota, Metazoa, Mollusca, Cephalopoda, Octopoda, Octopodidae. The record is from RefSeq and is a predicted model, not a curated record. Gene Ontology annotation, molecular function: calcium ion binding.
ACACAUACAACUAGCUGCACGUCUCACAUGUACCAUAGACACAAAAAGAAGCAGCGAAAUUAUUUCUUAGUGAGUCUCUUUGUGAGUACCAAAUUAAAUUGAAGAGCAGAACUGAGGUUAUUCAACCUGUGAGAUAGAGUAACAGUAAUAAUAAUAACAGUUGCUAUUUUCUGUACUCCUGACAACAUCAUGUAUGGAGGAUCGAGCCGGCAAUAUGAUCGCUAUGGCAAUAUGGUGGACUCUGGCCAAUAUGGGAACGAGGCCUACAUGAAUCAAGCAGAUUAUGGUCAGAAUACUUACUCAGAGGUCAACCAGUAUAUGGACAACAGUGGCUAUGGUACAACCUCAUCCUACUCUUCAGGAGGUCGUCAGUCCAGAUCAACUUACCGAAAUUGCCCAUCCCCAGGAGUCUGUCUGUCUCCAACCUCACCUUCAGGAGCGGAUGUAGGAGGUUAUGGCUCUCCAGUUCCACGACGUAGCAAGUCACCUGGCAUUCAGCUCAUAGUCCCAGGAGGAGAGAUUGACACCGGCAAGCGCAUGUCCAGGUAUCGAUCCUGCUCACCAGGACGUCGCAAUGCUCUUAUUGGAAUGGAAGGUCAAGAAUCGGCCAGCCAAAAUAUAGUAAACAACAACCCUUAUGGAAGAUAUGACUCUUGUUCUAGUUUAUCUCCAACCCAUCGAGGACAUCCACAAUCAGGAGUGGAGACACCAUCUGUGAUACGUCCUAGUGCUGUUAAGUUUGCCAAUCGUAAUGCAAAUGUUUGCAGCAAUGAACUCAUUCAUCGGAGUCGGUCUCGGUCUCCAGGAAUGGGCGUUGGAAAUUACUCCUAUAGUUCAUCAUCGAGAAACCCUUCCAUGGUGUCAGGACGGCGCUUAUCAGGUUCAAGACAUGCGUAUACUCCUUCAGUUGGUCCAGUUAAUUCUGACAUCAUUAGGUUCUUUAAUCUUGUUGAUACAGACAGAAGUGGGAAAAUUUCAUGGGACGAACUUCAGAAAGCUCUUCUCAAUGGUGAUUGGUCAGAAUUCGGCGAAGAAACCUGUCGUCUCAUGAUUAGUAUGUUUGACAGUAGAUGGUCAGGUACAAUUGAUAUCAAUGAGUUCACGUCACUGUGGAGAUAUAUUCAAGAUUGGAAAGCCAUGUUUGAGACUUUCGACGUAGACGGUUCUGGAACAAUCGACGGUAUUGAAUUACACAGAGCCUUCCAAUCAUUUGGAUACCAAGUCUCAAACCAAUUCGCCCAGUUAGUGGUCAGAAUUUAUGAUAAGAAAGGAAUGGGUUGUAUACAUUUCGAUAGUUUCAUCAAUGCUUGCGUUUUGUUGAAGUUGUUGACGAACAGGUUCGAAGAAAAAGACCCCCGUGGAGCAAAACGGAUCCAACUAGACAUGGAACAAUUCAUUGAAAUGGUUGUAGACACGUUUCUUAUUCAAUGUUAACCAAACCCGAGCCAAUGAAUUUGAACAACGAUUUGAAGAGUUCUCAAACGAGUAGACAACACAUUAGAGCUGUCAUAUGUUUCUUUUAUAUCUUCUCAUGUUACCCAACUCCCUAAAAAAAAAGUAACUCAGGGUACUCCUAUACGUGUAAAACUGAAAUCUAGGUCUAAAUGAAAGUCUAUGGUGUUACAGAAGACUUGAACACAGGACCGAAGAAAAAAAGAAACAGUUUGUUUAAUGAAACAAAUUACGAUGAAAUAGUUAAAGGUUCCGUUGAUGCUUUAUCUAGAUGUUCCUGCAAUCAAAGCAUUUCAAAUGAUUUUUCUGAAGAUAUUUUUUUCGAGGAAAUUAACAGCUAAAAGCACUGAGAAAUAUAUUUCACGUUGACCUGAAACCAGGUUAGUCCUGAAACAAUUGUGGACAACAAAUUUUAAUUUCUGUAAUGAUGUGUAAAUAAAUUAAAUUAACUUA